CUGCAGCUGCUGCUAUUGCUGCUGCUGCUCCUCCAGGUAUUCCUGCGGUAGCUACUGCUGCUGUUGCUGAUGCAGCCCCGGAUCCUCCUGAUGCUCCCUCUGCUGCACUCGCUGCUGCCGCCGUUACAAAAAGAAGAUUGAUUCUACAAGGAAAGUAUGUGGAAGCAAGAAAGCAGCAACCCUACCUUGAGGAGGCAGAAGAAGACGAUGGGUCAAUCAUAAAAGAGCAAGUGGAGAAGAAAAAAAACAUAAUUUGUGCUUAUGAGACUGUGGAGGAACUGAGAGUCAAAAAAGAGAUGAUUGAGAGACAAGGAGAGCACUACCAGAGACAAGUUACAGAGACGCAGGAACUUAAAGUAUGUCAGAAAACAAGAGACGUGGAGUUGAAGCAGUUACAUAAAGAAAAAGAACAUGCACAGAAGAUGGAAGAUCACCUACAAAUGUUAGAACUAGAAAAGACCUCAUUACUAGCUACAGUGAAGAAACAAAAGGCGGAAAUAGACCAUCUGCAGAGACAUCUGCAGGACACACAGAGAGACCUGGCCCAGAGUUCCAGUUUGGCACAGACAGCCGUUCAGGAAAAUAAGAAUCUCUGUAAGAAGCACACUGCAGUAAUAACUGAGAUGGAAAACACAAUUAAGAGGCUGUGGUCAGAAGUCUCCAGUGUUAAAACUUCCAAUGAGUCCAGCAAGAGAGAACUGGGGAAGUACAGGCGAUGCUAUCUGGAAGAACUAAGACAUAAAAACUUCCUAUUAUAUGAACUAAACAGGACUAACGACAGUCCAGAAGAGUCCCAUACAGAACUUCACAUGAAAUUUGAGCAAAACAUUUCUGCAUCAAAUACACUGAGCACAAGGCUGGCUCAUAAGUGCUCUUGUGUGGAAAAAACUCACCAAUUGGAAAAAGAAGACGGGGAAAACUUGGCGGCGCCUUCCUCAGCCACAGGAUCUACUCAUGCCUGUAUGGCACACUACCCGUGGAUGUCUGAAAAUAAUGUGAGAGAGCUAAGCAAAGGACUCGGUGACUUAAAACAAUCCGUGCAACUUAGUUUGAAGACGCAGAAAAAACAAAAUAGCGGCGUAGAAGAACUAGCUGGAAUUGGGAAACCCUUUAAGAUAAUAAAUCGUGAAUGUGAAAUUGGAGAGUGUGGUUCUCACAGAGAUUUUGAAACCUGCCAACUUGAAAGGAGGACUCCAGUUUCAACGCAGCAAUGCUCAGCACAAACAACAACUAAACCAUACUCAGAAUUCUUAAGAGAGAGCUACACAACUUCAACAAUAAAUGUGAUGGAAACCAAAAUUAGAAGCCUUAAAUCUACACUCUCUAAAUUGAAAGUUAGCAGAGCAUUAAGUGCAUUGGAACUGGAACGAUAUAAGUACCUCUAUCAUGAAGAAUUAAGCAUUAGAAAAUCAUUUCAAUAUUACCUAAACAAGUAA
Peromyscus eremicus (cactus mouse) is the source of this 1436-nucleotide messenger RNA. Its product is annotated as ankyrin repeat domain-containing protein 26-like. Bases 297 to 1436 code for a protein of 379 amino acids. NCBI's taxonomy places the organism in Eukaryota, Metazoa, Chordata, Mammalia, Rodentia, Cricetidae. The transcript is spliced from 9 exons. The record is from RefSeq and is a predicted model, not a curated record.